Galendromus occidentalis (western predatory mite) is the source of this 1377-nucleotide messenger RNA. RefSeq names its product stomatin like 2 (gene Stoml2). Gene Ontology annotation, biological process: mitochondrion organization. Bases 255 to 1346 code for a protein of 363 amino acids. The transcript is spliced from 7 exons. NCBI's taxonomy places the organism in Eukaryota, Metazoa, Arthropoda, Arachnida, Mesostigmata, Phytoseiidae. Gene Ontology annotation, cellular component: mitochondrion; membrane. The record is from RefSeq and is a predicted model, not a curated record.
CAUUGCUGCCGCUCCGGAAACACACGGCGUGUUUGAAACUUUUCGAGUGACGCGUAUUGCUCGUCUCCUGAACGAGAAAAUCGCGGCUCGAGUGAAAGUCGCACCGACUAGACUCCGGAAAGAGGUCUCAUCCUCGAAAGGCCGAGCCUCGAGACCCGUCUGUGCACCGGUCGGCCACCGGCUCAUCGCGCGCGUUGAAUUGGGGUUUCCAGGAGCCACUCUGCGAAUCCGAUUGGAUAGACACCGAAUUGAAAAUGAUGCUCAGGCGUGCCAUCCUUUCUGCGGGACCUUCGAUCCUCCGGCAGACUCCGGGUAACGCCCGAGUCAAUGCUGCGCUGAUGCAUAAAGUUCAGACACGGGCUUAUGCAUCCGAGGGACUGCCGAUGAAUACAGUUUUGCUCUUCGUCCCGCAACAAGAAGCUUGGAUCGUCGAACGUAUGGGCAAAUUCUUCCGCGUACUUGAACCGGGCUUGAACAUUCUGAUUCCUAUAGUCGAUAGGGUUAAAUACGUUCAGAGCCUCAAAGAAUUAGCUAUAGACAUCCCUCAGCAAAGCGCUAUCACUUCGGACAAUGUAACUCUGAAUAUCGAUGGAGUACUCUACCUAAAGGUCCAAGACCCAUACAAGGCCAGCUACGGAGUUGAGGAUCCCGAGUUCGCUGUGACUCAACUCGCCCAAACCACGAUGCGUUCCGAACUGGGGAAAAUAGCCCUGGAUUCUGUUUUCAAGGAGAGAGAAUCGCUGAAUAUCGCAAUAGUGGAAGCUAUCAACAAAGCCUCAAAUGCGUGGGGCAUCGUCUGUCUCCGAUACGAGAUCCGAGACAUCAAGUUACCGACCCGUGUGAUGGAAGCCAUGCAGAUGCAGGUGGAGGCUGAGCGCAAAAAACGCGCGGCUAUACUCGAGUCGGAGGGCGUGCGUGAAGCUGAUAUCAACGUCGCCGAGGGUAAGAAGCGAGCCAGAGUUCUGGCCUCCGAAGCCGAAAAGAUCGAGCUAAUCAACUUGGCUGUCGGAGAAGCCGAAGCCAUCCAGAAAAAGGCCGUCGCCAAAGCUGAAGCACUCAACGUCGUCGCACGAUCUCUCGACCAGCGAGGCUCAUCCGCCGCUAGUCUAUCGGUAGCCGAACAGUACGUCGCGGCUUUCUCCAAACUGGCGAAAGAAUCGAACACCAUCAUGCUUCCAUCCAACUCCGGCGACAUGUCCUCGAUGGUCGCUCAAGCAAUGGGUAUUUACCAGAGGUUGAAUAGGCCCGUCACCCAAAUCGCACAGACACAGAACGAGCACGACGGAAAGGACCCUGGGGAAUAUUUCAGUGAUCAAGAGGAUAUCCCCACCGGCAAAGAGAAAUAGUUUCAAGGGUUGAAUUAUUAUAAUAAAAUUA